Molecule: messenger RNA, 384 nt
Organism: Nilaparvata lugens (brown planthopper)
Lineage: Eukaryota; Metazoa; Arthropoda; Insecta; Hemiptera; Delphacidae
Product: diamine acetyltransferase 1
Exons: 2
Molecular function (GO): N-acetyltransferase activity
Source: RefSeq, a predicted model, not a curated record
GUGUGAAUAGCCAAAGUAACUCAAAUCUGAUUGGUUAUGCCUUCACAUCUUUCACCUUCAGUUCAUGGUAUGGCCAUGAGCUAUACCUUGAAGACAUCUACCUAGAGAAAGAGCACCAGGGAAAAGGCAUAGGAGCACGGCUGUUUGAUGCAGUGGUUGAGAUUGCAGUAAAAAAUAAUUGCACGACAAUGAAUUUCCUAGUGGUAGAUGGGAAUCCAGUGAAUGAGUUCUACAUGAGACGAGGUGCCGUGGACCAGACAAUUGAAAACAAAUUCCAUUACUGCUCUAUAAGAUCUGAACAAUUGAAAAAAUUAUAUCAGAAUCAUUUGAGUAAUACGGAAAGUUCUGUUGAUAAAUAAUAAAAUAAUGAUAGUAAAAAGUGGA